Molecule: messenger RNA, 1126 nt
Organism: Aphanomyces invadans
Lineage: Eukaryota; Oomycota; Saprolegniomycetes; Saprolegniales; Verrucalvaceae
Exons: 1
Coding region: 39-803 (254 amino acids)
Biological process (GO): peptidyl-proline hydroxylation to 4-hydroxy-L-proline
Cellular component (GO): endoplasmic reticulum
Molecular function (GO): procollagen-proline 4-dioxygenase activity; L-ascorbic acid binding; iron ion binding
Source: RefSeq, a predicted model, not a curated record
CCGAGCUCGUAUUUAUUUUAUGUUACAAUCGCCCAUCGAUGCCGAAAGCACACAAACCAGCGAACUCGCCGGCGACAUCGGCGGCGGCCGGAUCGGCCUUCACGUACCACGUGGAGGAAAACCCGUCUGUCCAGUAUGCGUCAUCAUUUCUGGAGCCUUGCAUCCCGGUGUACGCUCGUCAUCCGACCUUGGACCUACUCUACGACGGCUCAAUCCAACGACUUCGGUACUUCAUGACAAAAUCCGAGUGCCACGACGCAAUUGCUUUCGCAACUAGCAUCGGGUUCACCCACGUGUUUCAUUCACAGACGUCCGAGUAUGCGUUCCGCGACAACGAUCGUCUCCUUUUGCGUUCCCCGCAACUGGCCGCACAGUUGUGGGAACGCCUGCACCCCUUCCUUCCUCCGUCACUCGAGAAAGCAGUUGGGUGCAACCCCGCCAUCAAGUUCUACCGAUAUCGAACCGGCCAGGCAUUUGGGUGUCACGUCGACGAGAGCGUUGUGGACGAACUGACGUCCACUGAAAGUCGAUACACUCUCCUUGUGUACUUGAAUGACUCGGCGGACUCUGGUCUCGUUGGCGGCGCCACGCGGUUCUACGUGAGCACGUCGUCUUCGAGUCGUCGCCCGAAAAAGUCCAAGAAACGAGAGCCCGCGACAAAGGAGUCUGUCCUGGACGUGAUGCCUGAAACAGGCAUGGUACUCAUGCACGGCCACGGGGAUCACUGCCUCGAGCACGAAGGUGCGCGGGUCGACCGCGGCGAAAAGUAUGUCCUGCGAACCGACGUCAUGUUCGCUUUGUGACACAGUUGGCUCACGGUCAGCAAUGGACGAACCCACGAAAAAUAGAAGCCCAUGCGUCAUGUUGUCUGCAAGUGGUGGCGCAGCAAGGUUGGAGCAGGUUCAGUCAGUGUCAGUCCACUUGGAGCUUGCCGCCAGCCAGUCGAGCUGAAUUCACCCUUCGUUGCCCGGCCAUUGCCACCAGCAACGAAUUCGUUUGCCCAGAAACGCCAAGUGCAGUCAUCCAAACUCUGCUUUGUGCAUGUUGUGCUUCAAAAUUUGGAUAAUCGCUGGGUCCCCGAAGGCAUUCCAACAGGUUUAUUUGGAACGGGAAUUCCCUGCAUCGG